AUGUAUGGGUUUCGUGAUGGGGCAAGUUGUGCGAAUUGUGGGAAAGAGGUUCAGAAACAUUUUACCGCCAUUGGUUUCCUCCUUUUCAUCGCCACGUUUUGGUUUUUUUGUGUCGGUUUGUGGCUUUUGUUUUUGAUGCGCGAGGAUUUUUGUGUGUCUUGUCAAAGUGAUUGGUGGGCCUCUUACGCAAAAGAGAUACGCAAAAAUAAGUUAUUCGUCUACGAUCCAAGAAAAGCAAAAAUCGACUCAAAAUCAACUCAAAAGCGACUCAAAAUCGAGAGAAACGAUGAA
Messenger RNA from Mesorhabditis belari, 291 nucleotides. The record is from the annotation of a GenBank genome assembly. NCBI's taxonomy places the organism in Eukaryota, Metazoa, Nematoda, Chromadorea, Rhabditida, Rhabditidae.